CUCAAAAUUAUUUGGACUUGCUAUCUUAGAUGUGGCCUUUAAAGUUCACUAUAUGACCUUGUCACUGACCCCUCAUUGGUUGGUGCCCAGACGACUCCUAGUCCGUACGAAUGAUCACGGGAGUAUAUUUUAGCGACAGACUUCUUCAACGAUGGGCUCUAUAAUGACAAGUGAAAAACGAAUUGGGACUCACAACGGUUGCUUCCACUGUGACGAAGUGCUAGCAGUUGUCCUACUCAAAUAUCUUCCUGAAUACAAAAAUGCUACCAUAGUGCGAUCUCGCGAUCCAGACAUACUGUCUACUUGCGAUGUGGUCGUUGACGUUGGUGGUGUUUAUGACCCUGAAACACUUCGUUUUGAUCAUCAUCAGAAUCUAGGGAUUUCUCGUUAACAUGGUCGCAAUAUUUCGGCGUGAAGAUGUGGGAUGUUAAACUAAGCAGCGCUGGACUAGUGUACGUACAUUUUGGCAAAAGAGUACUCUCUCUUCUGACUGGCCUUGAAAUUGGACACGAAGUACUAGAAAAGAUAUACAUGAAAAUAUAUGAAUCGUUCAUUUUAGAAAUUGAUGGGCAAGACAACGGUAUUCCACAGUCUAAAACUCCAUUGAAGUACAAUAUAGGCACUAGUUUAUAUUGCAGAGUUCGACGACUUAAUCCUUGGUGGAAUAACGAAUCAGAGGAAUCAGAAACUGCAUUCCAAAGAGCAAUCAACUUAGUCAGUCGUGAAUUUCUUGAUACUGUGGACUACUUUACUAAUUGCUGGUGGCCUGCGCGAAAUAUUGUAGCUAAAGCAAUGAAUGUUCGUGGAGAUGUAGAUUCAUCGAGAACUAUCAUAGUACUAGAUAGAUCCUGUCCAUGGAAGAGCCAUCUAUUUGACUUAGAGCGUGAAGAACGUAUGGAAACAGUCGUUUAUCCGGAACCACUCCGUCAAACAAGUUAUCGUCCUAUACCAAAGUUUCCCCCUCAAAUUCUCUUUGUCAUACUACCAUCAGAUGGUAAUUGGGUUGUUCAAGCCGUACCAAAAGACAAGUUUGGUAUUCGGUUACCAUUCCCUAGCGACUGGCGUUCACUUCAAGGUGAUCAAUUGUGUGCGAUGACUGGAAUAUCAGGUUGCAUUUUUGUGCAUAACUGUGGUCAUUUAGGUUCCAACAAAACACGUGACGGUGCAAUUGAAAUGGCACGUUUUGUUGUAAAUGAAUCAAAACUUCAACAGGAGAAUGUUAUUCGGACUGCCUUAACUCCACCAAAAUUCAGCCGUGGUCGUGGUCGCAAGUCUUUUGUGAAUAACCGUAAUAAAAAAUGUUAGUUUCUCUUUGUUUUGGAGACCCUAAUUUCUUAAGAAGAACCGAAGUAAGAGUUUCGAAAUUUUUAUUUCAUUACUGAGUCAUUAUUUUUUAAGCAAUCAGCUGUGUACCUGAAAUUUUUGAGGAUAUCGAUAUUUAUUUUUAUUAAUUCGUAUUGUGUAAUUCUUUUAUUCUUAUUUUCAUAACUCACUCGUAAGAUUUAUGAAUGUUCUUGCAUUUGCUGUACAAGCCAUGAAUAACGAAAUUAACCUGAUUUAAUCACUGUUUAUACAACCGCGGAAUAUUUAUAUUCCUUCUUAUUUGUUGAUAUUUUCAUGAAAUAACUUUACUUCAACCUGUUUCUCCUUAUUUUUUUUAUUGUUUCUUUCGUACUUUGUGUUACUUUUCUAAAUAAAUAAGGAACAUGUCUCCUAGAGAUUUUUUUGGAUAGUUGGUGGAUUUAAGGUUGAAUGUAGUUUGUUCAAUCCGAUAAUCAUGCGCACAUUCGAAUUUGUAUUCUCUUCGUUCAUUAAAAUCAUUGUUUUGAUUCUCAUAUCA
Molecule: messenger RNA, 1840 nt
Organism: Schistosoma intercalatum
Lineage: Eukaryota; Metazoa; Platyhelminthes; Trematoda; Strigeidida; Schistosomatidae
Source: the annotation of a GenBank genome assembly